Messenger RNA from Balearica regulorum gibbericeps (East African grey crowned-crane), 815 nucleotides. NCBI's taxonomy places the organism in Eukaryota, Metazoa, Chordata, Aves, Gruiformes, Gruidae. The record is from RefSeq and is a predicted model, not a curated record.
UCGAGGGCUGGCCGCAGGUGGAGGCUUUCCAAGCCCGGCCAGAUGACCUGCUCAUUGCCACCUACCCCAAAUCGGGCACAACGUGGCUGAGCGAGAUCCUGGACAUGAUCUACCAUGAUGGCAAUGUCGAGAAGUGCCGACGGGAUGCCAUCUUCAACCGGGUGCCCUUCCUGGAAAUGAAGAUCCCCGAGAUGCCGAGCGGCGUCGAGCUGCUGGAGAAAACCCCAUCCCCACGGCUAGUGAAGACCCAUCUUCCAGUCCAGCUCCUCCCAACCUCCUUUCGAGACAAGGACUGCAAGGUCAUCUACAUGGCCCGCAACCCCAAGGAUGUCGUCGUCUCCUACUACUACUUCUACCAGAUGGCCAAGAUACACCCUGACCCCGGCACGCUGGGCGAGUUCCUGGAGACCUUCAUGGCUGGCAAAGUGGCCUACGGGUCCUGGUAUGAGCACGUGCAGGGCUGGUGGGAGAAGAAGCAGGAGAAGCAACUUCUCUACCUCUUCUAUGAAGACAUGAAGAAGGACCCACAGUGGGAGGUGCAGAAGAUCCUGCAGUUCCUGGGCAAGGAGGUGACGGAGGGGACGUUGGCAAAGAUCCUCCACCACACCUCCUUCCAGGAGAUGAGGAAGAACCCUGCCACCAACUAUGAGACCAUACCCACUGCCCUGAUGGACCACAGCCUCUCCCCCUUCCUCCGGAAAGGGAUCUCCGGGGACUGGAAGAACCACUUCACUGUCGCCCAGAAUGAGCACUUCGACCAGCACUACCAGGAGCACAUGGCAGGCUCUGACCUCCACUUCCAGAUGGAAGUGUGA